Messenger RNA from Malassezia globosa CBS 7966, 1029 nucleotides. RefSeq lists its product as uncharacterized. The transcript has a single exon. The coding region runs from base 1 to 1029 and encodes 342 amino acids. Lineage: Eukaryota; Fungi; Basidiomycota; Malasseziomycetes; Malasseziales; Malasseziaceae. The record is from RefSeq and is a predicted model, not a curated record.
AUGUCGGAGUCUGCUGAAAGCUGGAUGAGCGAUUCGGCCAUGCCUGUGUUCUCGUCUUUGAUGACACUCAUUGCGUCGUUGAUCAAAACACUCGUCGUGUUGAGCUUGCAGCUCACGGCGUUCUCUUGCGGGGUUUGGCCGUUCAUUUUCUUGAUAUUGUGUGAGUUGCGUGGGCUGUAUUUGACGUAUGUGCGCGACGGUGGAAGUGAUCCCGACUCGCUAUCACAAGAUGACACCCAGACGCCAGCGGUACAAGAAAAGCCCGUGCCGAUGACGGAGCACCACAAGACGGCAGCUACAGCGGCUGCUGUGACGGAGGCAGCGACCACGGAAUCGACAAGCGGUCUGGCACCGGUAUCCAACCCCGUUCCCGAAGCAAAUGUGCCAGCUUCUUCUUCUUCUUCUUCGACGCCCACCAUUUCUCAAGCGACUCCGGGACUGUCCAACACGGCCUUGGAUGCAUCUGCACCGACUAGGACUGAACGCGGUGUGACAGAGCCAGCGAACCACGAGACCCCUGGAGCGACUGCUCCAUUAGUCUCGCCUGCUUCUGAGCCAUCGACCUCGUCCGAAUCUAAUGCGGCUGAACCACUUGCGCAACGUGUGGCUCCUCAGACACAACAGGUUUCUUUGUCGGAUACCACAUCUCUUUUGAGUGAUACGCCCGAGCCAGCACCCAGCUCGACCACAUCAUCGCACUUGCUUCAUGAUGCAGACUACGUUCCCCCAGGAGACUCGAUCCCGAAGCCCAUCCCUGCGAUAAGGGAUGCAUCCCCAGUGACGCGCGCCAAAAUUUCAGUGGUUUCGACGGGAUCUGGCCAUGGACAUUACCCAGCUACGAGCAUGAAUCCAAGCUCAAACACCGUCUUGCAUCCCGAGUCUAACCAGCGCGAAUCGGCUGACGCGAAUGUGCCUUCUUCUGCUUCCACGGCCAUGUCGACGUCGUCCCGGAUGCCUACUUCAACACAAGCUGGCCAGUCGAGUCCCAUGCCUCCCAUUGUCAUGAAUUAUCCGCAUGCUCCCAUGUAA